AUGAAAUAUCAUCGACAAUAUGUUUGCUUGCUUUUGCAAGUAAUUUUUUUUAUUUCAAAUUGUCUCGCGGAAAAUUUAAUACUUAAUAUAAAUGUCAAGAAACCGAUUGCAGUAACUGAUCGCGCAUUUCUCAGUUUCACUCUGGAUCCGGCAACGUUGCAGUACAAUGACUUUAUCAAAAAUAUCGAGAAAAGCAUGAAUUUGGCGCGAGGUUUGACACCUGCUUAUAUUCGUCUUGGAGGACCACAAAGCAAUUUUUACAAUUUUGGACAAGUAUAUUCGCACGAGAUUAAUACGGAUCGAAAUGACAUGCAUUUUGGAACGCAAUGGACACUUAUUUAUCAAUGGGCAAAAAACACCGGAUUAGAUGUAAUCGCAUGCAUCACUCCUCACUAUAUUGAUAAAGAAUUUAAAACGGAUUCCACGGAUCCUAGGAACAUAGCAGAACUUCUCUCUUUCAGUGAUCGUAUGGGUUACAACAUCAGUUGGCAGUUGGGCUAUGAAUGCCAAACGAGAUGCGACUUAUCUGGCGAAGAACUAGGGCGAUACGUUGCCAACUUCCACGAAAUACUGAAAACUUUCCCAAGAUAUUCCAAUAGUUUAAUCACGGGACCAGACAUUGUAGCAUAUAGAAUGGCAUAUCAACAGAAAUACCUUCAGGAUUAUUUACAUUCGGCAAGUGCUGCGCUUUCUGCGAUUACAUGGCAUCCCAAUUUAGAUAUCGUCUCUUUAAACAAUAACAGCAUUUCCAUAUAUUAUGAUAACAUGAUUGCCGAAAAGAAUGAGCUGUUUAAAAUAAUCAAUAGCGCAGAAAAAAAACCAUUAUGGAUUGGCCGUGAAGUUUUGGAGAUAAAGCUUCAAUCCAACAAUGAAAAUUAUGUGCACUUUUAUAGUCAUUGCACAAAGCCCUCAGCGCUGUACAGCAAAGGAGCUGUUACGAUUUUCGGUAUAAAUUUGACACCGGAAACAGUGACUACUAAUCUAAAAGGUCUUAAAAUAAAAAUUCUUCACAAGUAUAUUUUAUUACCAGAGUUUGAAACUACCAAUAAAAUGUUUUCAGAGAAAGUUUUAUUAAAUAAUAAACCACUUAAUUUAAUAAAUGACAAAAACUUGCCUAAUAUCUAUCCAGAAAUUAUUAUCAAUCCUGACGGCCUUGAACUAGAACUGCCUUCUGGCGGUAUAGGUUUCUGGAUUAUACCCAGUGCAAAGGUAAAAGCUUGCACUUGCUCUGAAGAGGAAAUAAUCGAGAACAAUACAGUAAAGAAAUUAUCGAAACGGCAUGAAAAUAGUAUCCAACAAUCCAAUCAAGAAGAAGAAGAUAUAAAUCAGUUAAAUUUAAAAAAUAAAAAGAUUUACGAUAAACAAGAUAGCAAAAAACAAGAAAACGUAAAAAAUAUAAAAAAUGAAAGUCAACAGAGAGUCUGGAAUUCUAAAUUAUUUGAAAAAAUAAAAAAAAUUUUACAAAAAAGGCUACAAAAGACAGAUAAAAAUGAAUCCUCGCAAAGAUCAUUCACAAUCAAUUUGAGAAAACAAGAAAAUUCAUCUGAGGAAGAACAAGAUUUAGAUAAAAAAAAUUUUAAAAGAACGGAAAUUAAUGACAAGUUUAAAAACAUUCAGGAUUUAUUAAAAAAGUAUAAAAGGAUUUUAUUAGAGAAGAAGACCGUAAUGGAAACCAGAAAUAUUCAAUAUUUCAAAUUAGAAAUCGAAAAUAUUGAUAAUGUUGUAACAUUAAUAUCAAAGAUUGAUGCUUUUAUCCUUUAUAAAAUUACUUCAAAGGAACCAGAUACGAGCGAAAUUGAAGACAAAACAAAGAAUGAAAGAGAAGAAGAGUCAAUAAUUAAAAUAAAUAAAAAAUUAAAAGAAUAUUUAAGCGAAUUAGAAAACUCAGUUGAAAUAAAGACAAAUAUAAUAACAAAAAUAAAAAAAUAUUUCAAUAAACUAUAUAAUUUAUUAGAAUACAACGACUCAACAAACGACAACAAAAAUAAUCAAGUUCAUGAAUAUUUAAUAGAACAAAAAAAAUUUAGAAGACAUUUGGAUAAAAAAUCGGAAAAUUCUCAAAAAAAUAAUAUACUUGAAAAACGCUCACGAAUAAAUAACUUAAAAGAUUAUGCAAUUAAACAGAAGUUACAGAAAAUAAAACAGAAAAAUAGUGAUAAUAUUGAUAAUUUAAAAACGAAUUUUAUUAAUAAUAAAAAUAAAUAUAACAAUCACCUUCAACAAGAUCCUGUUACAAGACGUUUCAAAAGCAAUGCUUUUGAAAAUGCUAACCGUCAUAUUGAUAAUCAACAUGUAGUCCAAGAAUAUAAUAAAAUAAAAAAUAAUAAUAUCUAUAGAAAGCACUCUAAAAUUGGUGAUAUGGAAAAAUAUCAAAAUUUAAUACAAGGACCUGAAAGGAUAAAGAGGGACAUUAAAGAAUUGGUUGAGAUAGAUCUGAGAAGAGAUAGUGCAUCCGAGAAACAUUCAAGAGAUGAUUUGACAAAUUACGUAAAUGAAAGAAAGAUGAAGCUGAAAGACGAUAUCAGAAGAGAAUUGUUGCGGCCAUUUAAUCCAAGAACUGAUAGCAACGAAAAUAAUUUUCAUGACUUCUUUCGGCGAGAUCCUGUCAAAGGAUUUCCUGAGGGUGACAUUUUUGUGACUGCAGAGGAUUCGUUAGAGCAAAAUGAUGAAGGUUACGAUUAUGUUAAAGAUAAAAACGAUUGUAAUGACAGUUCAAAAAAGAAUACACAACACAGUCAAAAAUCGGAAUUAGACUAUGCAAAAGAUAAUACUUGGAUUGAAGAAAUUAAAGAUGAUCAUUGCGAUUACAUGCCAAAUAAAUUUUUUGAAAAUAUAAAAUUAUCUAAUAUGAAAAUAAAAGAAAACUCCAAAAAUUAUGAUGAUCUAGGAGAAGCAGAAUUUCUUUCUAAAGUACAUAAUACCAAUAAUAAUGAUAAUGAUAAUAAAAUUGCUAUUACAGAAGUUAUUCAAAAACAACCACUUAAUAAAGAAAACAAAAGGCAUAUUAAAGAAACGAGAAUUCAACGAUUAGUUCAUCAUUACGAUGAUUUAAAAAAACAGGAAUAUAAUCAGGAUACAUUACAAUCAGUUUCGAGAUAUCCUUCGACGUCUUUUGAUCAAUUUCUUAAAAUACCAAAUUCCAAUAUUAAUUAUCAAGAAUCAAACGUAGAACUUAAAGGAGCGAAAUUGCAAAUGGAACCAGAAUCAAAAUUUACAAAUUCUUUUUAUCCAUCUUCUGAAGCUUCUACUGUCAGAUAUAAUUAUAACGACAAUUAUCAAACUUCAAGUAAGCAUUACGAUAUAUUAAAAGAUAAAAAUGGCUUUGAUAAAAAUAUAGACAGUAAUGAUAAUAUUCAUACAAAAGCAAGUGAAUAUUCUACACCUAAUACAUAUGCAGAACAUUCUAUUUAUAAUAAAAUUUUUCAUAAUAAAAGAAAUAAAAGAGACAAUUGGGAAAAGCUUCGAAAGCUUUUUGUUGAAGAAAUGAUUCAAGAAGAUGAAGAAAACGCAAAAGAUUGUCAUUGUAGAGUCAUUCGAGAUUCUGAUUCGCCGAAAAAACGUAAUAUUUCAGUUAUACCUAUAACAAAAGUUAUAGAUACUUCUUCAGAAAAUAAAAAUAUGAGUGCAAACGUAGCACAAUUCCAGAAUGAUCUUGCAGAAGAAGAAUACCAAAAAAUUAUGGCAGGAGAAAUACUUUCAAGUACAAGCGAAAUUGACCCUGAUUAUGAAGAAACUGAUACAACUACGAAAUCUGUAAUCACAGAAUUAAGAACAUUGGAUCAUAAACUGAGCGAGACAACGGAAGCGAUUGAUGUAACUUCAAUAUUAGGACUGGACAAUGUUUCUAAACAAUAUCAUAAGGAGAAGAAAUCUAUUACUAAUCUAUUACCUGUGGACUCAGAUUCAAAACUUCCUCCAAAUAAUAAUAGUGUUAAAUAUAUCACAAAAAAAAUGUUUUUUCGUACCCAAUUACCAGACAUCCAAUCAGAAAACAAGACAAAAACGUACGAUUCUUUCCAAAUUAUUUCUAAAAUUUCUUCAGAAAAUAAGGAUCCUCGGGAAAAAUGUAUUAUCUCGACUACUAGCGACGCCCAAAAAACAACCUUACAUAACGAAAAAGUACAAGAACUCAUCAACAAAAAGAAAAAAUCCGACAAUUCAAUCUAUCCAACAAUCACCGAAGAUCAGAAAAACAAAAAGGGGCACAACAAUGAUUGUGAAAUUGAAUUGAAGUCAACCAAUUUUCUCAAAGAAACAACAAAAGGAAUUGUCGAGCAAGUAACAACGAAAACAAUUUUAUUAAAGCGAGCAGCAAAUACUGCAAUCGAUAACACAAAAUCGAAUGAAUCAAUAACAAAAUCAAAGUUAUUACAAAAUACAGAAGACAAUCAGAACAGUGAAUCUGUUUGGAUGCAAUUGGGGAAAGAUGCUAACACGAGAAAAUUAAAGAAUAUACUGCAAAAUCUUCCUCGAACAUCGUUAGAAGGACUUACUAAAUACGAAAAAAGUUUUACUAAACGCACAGAACGCAUUGAUAAACUGAAAGAAAAAUUAUAUGCAAGACGGGAGAAAUUGUUGCAACAAAAUCAAAAUGAGCUAAUGAAAAUUGCUGACGAAGAGAAAAGAAAUUUGAAGAGAAGAGAAGCAUGGGAAAGACUUCGUGGCAGUGAUGAUUUUCAAUUGAUCGAUCCAAAGUUUAUUGGAAUUCUGCUAGAUGACGAUGUUACCUACAAAGAUGACGAUGUUACCUAUGAAGAUGAUAAUGAAAGUUGUUUAAUUCUUAUCAUGCUUAUUCCUAAACAAUAUAAGAAUAUUAUAGAUCAAAUAUAUUUACCUGAAGAAACAAAGAAAGUACAUUAUCCGGAAUAUAACAAAUAUUACCAGGUUCUUCGAAACUUAAUCGAUGAUGAUGAAGAACUAGUAGAAACGUCUAAAUCAUCGGAAUUCUUCGAUCGUGAAGACAAUCAAGAUUGUCGAUAUUCCUCAAAUACAAUUGAAGAUGAACAAGGAUCAACAGAAACUGCCUCUAGACUUUUUGAUCAAAAAGUCUUCAUAAUUGACCCGUCGACAUAUUAUGGUGGUGAACCAAUUUUACAGCAGGACGACGUAAAACUUCCGAAAUACCAAUCAAAAAUUAAAUCUCAAAUUCAAUAUCCAAGAUGGACAUUAAGAGAUAUUCAUGAAAUUCUUACAAAAUUAAAAUCUAGCAAAUCCCAACAUCAAGUUUCUAAAUCACAAGAAUACAUAGAAAAGUUGCCAAUCAAGGACUAUUAUAAUCAAGAACAUUCUAAUAGUUUACACGUUCUAGAUAAGCAAAAACAAUAUAAUCUAUCAAAAAAACUUGCAGCACUUGUACAAGAAUUGUUAAUUUCUCUUUAUCAAAGAGAUGUCAAUCAAGCUAGCAAUAAAGAAGCAGAUAAAUUAAACGAUAUGCAUAAAAAUCUUAAAACAGAUAAAGAUAAUUUGAAUUCGAUGUUUGCAAUAAAUAAAACAAAAUUUAUAAGAAGUUUUGAAAUUGAAAGAAACAUAGAAAAUACGGAAUUUGACAGUUCCAAUAACAGAAAAAAAGACAUAAUGAAUUCGGAAACAAAUGAAAAUGCUGAAGAUGUUGUAAAAACUAAAAAAACUGAAAACAUUGAAAUGAUAAAGCAUGAAAAAAUUAAUAAAUCUUACUCUAAUUCAAAUGAUAAAGCGGAAAAUUUGAAUAUUACAAUGUUUAACAAUAAUAAAACAGUUGAACAUGUUGAAAAUAUCAUUAAGAAUAAUCCUAACAAAAAAGAACUUGGAGAAAAAAAUUUACGAUUAUCGACAAUUCUACCCUAUCCAUCGUUAUAUAAUGACGAACAUCUUAUAAAAGAUAAUUCAAAAAGAUCACUCAUUUUAUUAAUGCCAGUUCGACAAACACAAAAUGAACAUGAAAAGUCAAAGGAAAUGGUUCAAAAAACAAAGCGUUGCGAUACACGUCGGAGAAAUAGAUUUUUAUUAUUAUCGACAAAAGAAAAUAAUAAUAGAACGAGAACCGCUAACAAAAAUAUCAAUGUGGGAACCUUCCAGCAAAAUUCAAAUGAUCAUACUACAAAAAACACAAAAUAUUCUCAGAAAAACUCAGCAACAUCAAAAAGAAUGGUAGCUGCUACAAAUGAAGAUAAAACUCUUCUACGAUCAUUUAACGAUAAUCUAAAUGCGAAGGAUGUAACUAUAAAUUUGAAAUUUCCAGAAAAGGCAAAGAAAUGUAAUACAGAAAAAUAUAUUUGUCAUUGCGAAGAGGACUGUUCUUCUAGCUCAUCAAAAGAAAGUUCUUCAAAAAUAUUAGGUUCCUCCAAAGACAAACCUGAAAGAAUAAAUCAUCAAAGACUAACAAAACAUAAAAACGCAAAAGCAAAUAUCUUACAACAACAAUCGCCAAAAUUAUAUCAUGAAAAUCCUUAUGAAUUGCCUUUUUCUAAUUUAAUCAAUUAUUUCCCAAUACAAUCUUAUCCAGAAAAAAUGAACAUCCCGCCUGUACCAAUUCUAUAUGGCAUAACGCCAAAUGUUUUAUCUCAUAUGGUUGGAAAUGAAGGAAAAUAUGUUGACGUCGGAAUCCCUUUUAUUCCAUUUCAGGACAGGCAAAAUUAUUUAGUUGAAAAUAAUCAAGAUCAAUCGGUUAUUCAUAAAAAACCGUGCAUUUGCUCACCUGUAAUAACCGAUUCGGUUGAAAGUUCCAUGUCAGUUACUAAUUCACCUUCGACAGAUUAUGUUGAUGUGAUAACUAGUAAGGAAACAACAAAUGAUCUUGAGUCAAACAAUCCAAUUGGAGUCACUGAAGAAGAUCAAGAACAUUCUCCUAAAUUAACCACAGAAGUUCCAAAUAUAGAUGCAUCAGCUGAUUCAGAAACAGAAACUAAUUUAAAUUAUUUGACUGAUGCAACGGAAGAAGAUGACACUAUAAGUCCUUCUAAUUUAAAGAAAAUUGUGCAGAAAUCAAACGAUUUUACCGAACAAACGGAAAGAAAUCUAGAUGAUCUUUUUAAGUCAACGACAUAUUCGGUAGAUGAUGUUGAUACAAGCAGCGUACCAUUCGUUACCAAUGAUAUAACAAAUGAUGGAAAAUUUAUUAACAUGGAAGAAUGCAUAAAACUAUUUGGUCGCGAUGUGUGCGUACUCAGUGCAAUAUCACCAAAAAUAUUUGCUAAACAGGCACAAGAAAAUAAUCCCAACAAGUAUUCUGCGAUUAGAAUUCCGGAAUAUGUCACACAAAUAUCCCCUAGAGAUGACAUUAAUCAUUCAAAUAAACUCAAAGCGACUGAUCCGUACUUUGCAUCGGAGUCAUCCACUAAUGAAAUCAGUAAGUCAAAUGUUAAUGUAAAUGAAUAUCUUGAAUCAACAAGUAUAAAACCAAAUGCUGAUAUCGAGGAAGCUUCUCUGCGUCAAUUUCAUCCAGAAUCUACGAAACAGAUUUCUAAGUCAGAUAUUAAUUAUGAUAAAAAUACACCGUUUAAUACUGUAAAAAAUACACAUACUUCAAUCAAGAAAUUGAUGGAUCCGACAAUUGACAAAACUACGACGACGGGAAAAAGAAAAUUAUUAGGAAAAAGUAAAAAUCAUAAAACUAAAUUAUUGUUAAAUCCAAAUGAUGAGAAAAUAAUAAAUCCAACAUCAAGUGAGAAAGUUCUUUACUUUACUCCUUCAUAUGAAUCUAACAGUGAUGAAGAAGCAAAUAAUUCGAAAAUUAAUCAACAGAAUCAGGUAACAAAAUCUAAUUCAAAUACUUCUCAAGAAGAGACAACAACAGUUAUUAGUUGCGACUUUAAAUCCGAUCCUAAAAAGCAAGAUAGAAACUGCCUAAAAGAAUCAAAUACGAAUAUUUAUUCUAAAAAGAAAACCCCUCAAGAACAUUUUGAAGAAGAAACUACAACUAGCUCUAAUUCCAAAACUAAAGAUAAUUUUGUAGAGGAAAUAAAAAAAGAAAUAAUAGGAAUAGAAACCAGCAUCAAACCAGAAGAGGUUCCUCAAGAACAAUCUACGACAAUGCAAUAUUUCAACGACAAAAAAUUAAGUAAUUUAAACAAUAAGGAAAGUACCACCAAUAAUAUCAAAACGAUCGAUUCAUCAACAAAUAAAUUACCAUUUUGUGAUAAUACCUUGCUUUUAAAUUCUAUCAGAAAGGUCAUUAAUGACUUUACGUCGAAUACUCGUUUAACUAAAACAAAAGAUUUUGAUGAAAAUAUUCUUCAGACGCAAGGUAAAAAUUUACUGCCAGAAAUUCUGCAAGUUCCGAAUUUAAAGGACAUCUUGUCGAUGCCGCAGAUAGAAAAUACAAUCGUAGACAAAGUAAAAGAUGUUUUAUCCUACGUUACAGCUAUUCCUAGAAAAGAUUUCACAAACGAUUGGUCACAUGGUGUAAUUAAAAACACUCUACACAGCAUAUUGGGUACACUUUCUGGUUUUCAUCACAAACUUUCACCAAUGAUGCUCGAAGAGCAUCAAUUUAAAGAUGGACAAUGGAAAACCAAUUUAGUGACCUUAGCACCAAUUUUGAACCAAAAGUUAUCGAUAGCAAUACCGAAAAAUUUGCGUGAAAGCAUCAAAGAGCUUUUAAACUCUCCGGCAAUUGCAUCGCAAAUAGACCAGAAUAUUGUGCGGAAUAUAAUCGUACAAAGUGUGAAAAAUAAUUUAUCUAACGAUAAAGAUGAUGAAAUAGAUGAUUUGAUAAUUCAUGCACUAAAUGACAUUCUUCAGAUGUCAAAAAAUUCAGAAGAUACGUUAGAACAAAGUAACGAAAUUAUUAGUGACGAGGCAGAUAUGGAUAUGAUUAAUAUGCAAGAAAUAUCAACAAGUAAUUACAAAAUAGAAAACAAUAUUGAUAAUUCAAUAUUGAAUAGCAAACAGAAUCUUGAUGUGAAAAAACAAGAUACAAAAAUAGACAAUAAAGAAAUACAUACCACAGAUAAUCAGAAAGCUAAGAAAUUAGAAAAUAAUGCAAACAUACUGACUAUUUCUGAAUUUCCGCAAAUAUUACAUUUAUAUGAGAAAAAAGAAAAAGAGGAAUCAACAAAUGAAGAUAAAAUAAAAGAAGACAUUAGAGAUCAAACUUUAAAAAAGAUAGAUGGACAAGAUGAUGCAGAAAAAGAAAUAGCUGAAUCACUGAAACCCAAAAUAAUUUAUCACAAAGCUAUUUUACAAAAUAAUCUUGGCGUAUUAGAGCCAAAUUCAACAGAAGCUGGACAAUACACAAAAAAUCAUCCUAUCGAUAAAGAAAGUAAUAAAGAAACAAUAACGAUAAGGAAUUUUAUACAAAAAACACCCAAUUACGUAUCGGAUAAUAAAAUUUUAGAAAAUAUAGUAGUAGGAGCUAAAGAUGUCGAAGAAAAAGUAAAUCAUACAUUAAAUGGAAACACAUUGACUGCUACAACUAAUAACAUUGAUCCACUAAUAAUAUUAGAAAGAAUUAAGUUUAAUUUUCCACCAAUAAAGUAUUAUUCGCCUGAGAUUUUAAAAUAUGCAACAAAUCGUAUCGAUGAUAAAAAUGUUGAAAUUACAACAGCGCCCAUGAACUUUAUACAAAAAUCUUUAUCCAAUUAUACACAGGACGACAUGCCUUUGCAAAAUACAGCAGAAACUAAAGACGAAAAUAAAAUAGAAUAUCUAACUACUACAGAUGCUAAUUUAAUUUCAUCCACAAAUGAAGAAUAUAGACCUAGAAUUAUUUCUUUAACAGAUAAUAUUUUAGAACCGCAACAGCAGAAUUUGAUAGAAAAUAAUAUUAUUAAAAUCCACGAAGUUACUACGGAGAUUCAAAGAACUUACGCAAAAACUACGUACUUCAAGGCAGGACUUUCUGGUGAUGAUAGUUCAAGAACUAAUUCGCCUUCAUUAACUGGUGAAACUACAAAUAUAUCUAUAAAUAACGAUAAUGAGAACAGUAAUGGCAAUAGCGAUAAUGAUAAUAACAAUCUAAUUAACAAGAUAAAUAAUAAUGAAGAUAUCGCAAAAGCAAAAAAAGUUAUCGUUUCUUCUUCUAAAUCGGCUGCCUUAAACGAUAUCUACUCUGCUCAGUUAUUUCCUUCAUCAAUUGCUUCCGAUGAUAUCUCAGAGCUUCAGAAAUCGCAACUUUAUUACAUCAAUGAUGGCGUGAAACUACCGCUAGAGAUAAAGAGAUUGGAAGAUGGUUCUUAUGCAUUAUUGAUCUCCAAAAAUGUAUGCGAGCAGAUUCUAACACGAAAAUGUCCCUGUUGCGUGCCGCUGCAAGGACAUAUAAUUCGAUCAUCAAAAAAUCAUCAACAAGAUGUGCAUGCGAUGACAACAAAUACGGAAAAGAAAGAUCAAGAAAAUAUAUUAGGAAGUAACAGUUUUCCAUUUCAACCAUCUAAUACAGCGACGAGAAGAAACGCCUUGAGAAUACAAAAUUUAAAGAAAGAAAAAGAAGAAAAAGAAAUAAAUAACGAGCACCAUUUAUGGAAACCAAAUGAUGAUAAUUUCGCAAUGAUUUCAAUGCCUGUCAUCGAUUUCGCAAAAAAAUAUAAUUUAUUGCUUGAUUUCAAUGAAGAAAGAGUAUUAUUAAAUAAAACCGAAUUGCAAAACAAAAUACUAAAUUAUAAGUCAAUAGUAAACUCCGUAGAAGGAUUUAAACGUCAAUCAGACGAAAAGAAUGUUAAUAAUUAUGACAAUAUAAAAAAAAAUGGAUUAUUGGAUGAAAACAAAUUAUUGUAUGAAAAUAACGACGCAAUUGAUGAAUUUUCAGAUUUGAUAAAUUCUCGCAAGAAAAAGAAUAUUCCAAAUAUGAAUUUCCCAAUAUCUCCAAGUACUAAAAAAUGUUUUAAUUUGAGAAAGAAUUCUGAAGAAUUUGAAAUACAAAAGGCAGAUACAGAAAAGAAUCAGUCAAAAAUAGAUCAAGAAUUAAAGCUAUCUGAAGUUGAAAAUACAAACAAUGUUCAAAAUGUGAAUAUUGUAAAUUCCGAAAAUCAAGGGAACCCUGUUCUUAAAGAAAUUAAUAUUUCUGAAGAAUCCAAAAUGAGUAAAGAAGAAGAAAAAUCGGACAAAUUAUUGGAUACUGCAGAAGAAAAUUUUAGAGGAAAUAUUGGAAAGCCGUAUAGAUAUCAACGAAAUGCGAAUUACGUUGAAAAUAAAAGAACAGAACUAGUAAAAUCGAUGCUUUAUUGGCUUAAAGGACUUUUCGUAGAUAAUUAA
This is a messenger RNA of Trachymyrmex septentrionalis, 11166 nucleotides long. RefSeq lists its product as uncharacterized. Lineage: Eukaryota; Metazoa; Arthropoda; Insecta; Hymenoptera; Formicidae. The transcript is spliced from 10 exons. The record is from RefSeq and is a predicted model, not a curated record. The coding region runs from base 1 to 11166 and encodes 3721 amino acids. Gene Ontology annotation, cellular component: extracellular matrix.